CUCACAGCACCAGACCAUCCGGACCAGAAAGGACCAGAUCCAUAAAGAACAGACAGGACCAGACUGAGAACUACAGGUCUAAAGAACCACAGCCUCAGACCUGAAGCACUCGACUUAUCAAGACCAGAACCAUCAGGACCAGACUGAAAAUCAGAAAACCAGACUGAAGACCAGAUCACAACACUCAGAACUAAUCAGGACCAGAUCAAGGACCAGACUGAGAACCACAGGUUCAGAUUGAGAACUAAAGCUUCAGACCUGCAGCAUCCAGAACUAAUCAGGACCAGAUCAAGGACUGAGAGAGGUACGAAACCCCAGACUGCUCUAUCAACUCUUCUGACAGGCUGAGGAUUUCUAACUUCACUGUGGGCUGCUGAACUCUGUGUUUCUAUUGUAUGUCCUCACUUCCACAAACAUCAAAGAGACUCUACUGACUCUACUGUUGGACUCUACUGAGUCCGUGAGGAUUUGAUCUGAAGGAUCCUGAACUGUUGCUGCUUGUUUCUGCAUCAGGACCUGCUGCAAGUGUUCUUAGUCUUCUGCAGAGAAAGACACUGUCUCUACUGACUCUACUUACUCUACUGUCAGUGUUGGAGUGUCAUUCAGAGCCCAUCAUGUCUUCUCUGUUUGCUGUGUUCUUAUUCGUGGCCAUCAGCCUUCUCAUCGACACCUCUCCAGCAGUCUCUCCGGCUCCUGAGGUCAACGUGGUGUCUCGGCGCCUGGAGGGUGCGUCAUCCACUGAGUGUCCGUCUUGCUCUCUGUCUAAGAUGAGGAGGAACUCGUCUUCAUCGGGAGGACAGAGCGACAUGGUGGAGGCAGUGAAGCGUCACAUUCUCAACAUGCUGCACCUGAGUGCCCGGCCCAACCUGACACAGCCAGUCCCUCGAGCCGCGCUGCUCAACGCCAUCAAGAAGCUACAUGUUGGCCACGUGGCUGAAGACGGCAGUGUGGAGAUCCAGGAGGAGGGCCGGAACCCCGGGGCCCCAAAACCACCUGAACCACCGUCUGAAAUCAUCACCUUUGCAGAGCCAGGUGACUCUCCAAACAUGGUGACCUUUGACAUUUCGAAGGAGGGCAGCAUCUCCUCGGUGGUGGAACAGGCGAACAUCUGGAUCUUUCUGAAGAUGUUAAAGGGAAACCGAGUGAAGGGCAAAGUGACGCUGCAGCUGCUGCAGCUUCAUAAUGAGGAUGAUGAGGAGGAGGAGUGUGUUUCAGAGAAGAUGGUGGACACUCGUCGCAGCGGCUGGCACACUCUUGCCGUCCCUCGCAGUGUUCAGACUCUGUUGGACAGCGGCGGCAGCUCUCUCCGCCUGCGAGUUUCCUGUCCGCUGUGUGCCGAGGCCGGAGCUUUGCCUGUCCUGACGCCUGUGAAUGGCGAGCGAGCCACAGGCCGAGAUCAGUCUCAUCGGCCAUUUCUCAUGGUGGCGCUGCGAGCUCGAGAGGAGGCAACGCAGCGACGAGUCAAACGAGGUCUUGAGUGUGACGGGAAAAUACGUGUCUGCUGCAAACGACAAUUUUAUGUGAACUUUAAAGACAUUGGCUGGAACGACUGGAUUAUCGCUCCAUCAGGUUACCAUGCCAACUACUGCGAGGGCGACUGUCCAAACCACAUUGCAAGCUUCAGUGGGUCGUCUCUCUCCUUCCACUCAACAGUUAUCAAUCAUUACCGCAUGAGGGGCUACAGCCCGUUUCAAAACAUCAAGUCGUGCUGCGUGCCAACACGGCUGCGUGCCAUGUCAAUGCUUUACUACAAUGAAGAGCAGAAAAUCAUCAAGAAAGAUAUCCAGAACAUGAUCGUGGAGGAGUGCGGCUGCUCGUAAACACUGAUAAAGACAUUAGAAACACUUUGAAAACCCACCGCCUACAGGAAAAACAUCAAAUCAGCACUUUCCCAGUAAAGAUAAAGUAUUUAUGUUUAGUGAUAAAGCAUCAUAUUUCUUAUUGGGAGAGAAUCUUAUCCACAUUGGAACAACCUGAGAAUACUAUGCAACAGAUCCUGCAACGUCAAACUUUACCUGUCCACAUUUAUACAUGUGGUUUGUCAUUUGUUUUCCAUUGUUUGUCUACUGUUUUCUACUGUUAUAGAAAAUACGUGAGCGAAUCAUUUCUGAUAUGUUCUACUGUUUACUGAAGGUCCAACUUGUGUAUAAAUCUCGGAUGUUGAGAUACUUGAAAGAAAUUUGUUCAACCAGCUGCUUGAGCCAAACGUUAUUAUUAUUAUUAUUAUUAUUAUUAUUAUUAUUAUUAUUAUUAUUAAAUUAGAUAGAUUUUAAUAUUUGCACAGUAAAGAACAUUCCUGGAAGUUUUUUCCUCGGCUUCAAAGUUUGAGCUGAUAAGAUUCAGAAGAAAGCCAAAGACAGUUGACACUGAAGAUGAAGAUGGUUCAUUUUACUGAAAUAUCAACCGUGAGUUAAUUAACUAAAUCAUGUUUUUUUAACAAGCUGUGAGUUAAUUAAUUAAAUGAUUGUGAUUAACGAGGUAUGAGCAAAUUCACUGUAUGAUGUGUUGUUAAAAUGUGAGUAAAUUUAAUGUUAAUGAACUGUGAUUAAAUUAACUAGAUGAAGCAGUUCACUAGCUGAGUAUAUUAAGUAAACAAUGGGCCUCGUGCAGGAAGCAAUAUACAAAAAAAAUUCCUCUAAUUUUUGUUCGUAUCCACGAUUUGUUCUUAUUCUGUUAGUAGCCACUGAUUUCUGGGAUUCACCAGUGUUUUCUUAUUUUUGCUCUUCUCGUAGGUAGGAGAAAAUUUUACAAGUGGUCAAGAGCACUCUUUCAAAGAUAAGAACAAAACAUCUUGUUUUCACAGUACAAAAAUUGUUUUACCAAUACAAGAAAACAUUUUAAAUUUGAUGAACAUAAAAAAAACAUAAUAGAAAUUAUUAUUAUUAUAUGAUUUAGCAUAAUUAUAAUGAUUGGGUGAUUAAAUUAGUGAGCUCAAGAAAUACUAUGUGCCUGGCAGUGGAUCACUUUCUUUGUCAGGGGCUACAGAAACUGGUGCACCUGGAGCGUCUGACUGGACACCUGUCAAUGCCACCUCUCCGAUUAUUUCUUGAAUUCUUAGUUCCACCACUUCCUCCUGUUCUCCUCCAGUUGUCAUCAUGGAGCACUUGGCUUGGGCAAUUCACUUCUUUGCUUCCAUUUUCCUGUCAAAGCAUUUUCUUUUUAAUUUCAGUUACUGCGAGUCCCUCUGCUGACACGGCAUUUACAGCAUCACAGGAGCAAAGAACCAUGCUGGGUUUUUGAUCUUCCUGUAUUGCCAGUACUGAUGCGCUGGGAAGUCACGUUUAUUUUAAGUUUAUUUAAUAGUAUGCUGAUUUCACAACUGCUGAUGUCCUCUUCUUACGUCCUUUUUUUGGUGGCAACUCUCCAGCUCAUGGGCAUGUGCCAGAUUAUUUGCACACAGCAAAACACUUGCCCUUAUAUAACGCUUAGGGUGCGUUAACUAUGCAAAUAACAAACAAUCGGCCAUGCGUCUCUUGACAUUAAUUAUUUUUCCAAUUAACAGAAAAUUAAGAGAAAAUAUAAGAGAAAUUUAAGAGAAUGUUGCUGCUUGAGGCCCAAUGUUUCGUUAAUGAGCUGUGAGCAAAUUAGUUAGAUGAGGCAUCAGUUAACGAGCUGCAAGUAAAUCAACUACACAAGGUGUUAACGAGCUGAGAUUAAAUUAACUGUACAAUGUAUCAUUAAGAUGUGAGUAAAAUAACAAAAUGAUGUGUCGUUGAGCUGUGAUUAAAUUAACGAGACAAUUUUGUUAACGAGCUGUGAGUAAAUUAAGUAGACAAUGUGUUGUUAAUGAGCAGUGAACAAAUUAGUCAGGUAAAGCAUCAGUUAACUACACAAGUUAACAAGCUGAGCAAAUUAAGUGCACAAAGUUUCAGUUAGAGAGCUGCGAGUUAAUUAACUAAACAAGGCGUUGAUAACAAGCUUUGACUAAAUCAACUAAAUUGGGUGUUGUUAACAAGCUGUGAUUAAGUUAACAAGACAAAGCUGUGAGUAAACUAAACGAUGUUAAUGAAAUCAAUAUGACCGAUGUUAAAUUAUUUAACUGGUGAAACAAAACGGACUGAAAACAUUUUUCAAUAGUUUGGAUUGUUGCUUCACUGUAAAACAAUAUGAGAUGUUGAUGCCAACUUUAUAUAAUUUAUUUGCAUUUUUGCAU
This is a messenger RNA of Xiphias gladius (swordfish), 4153 nucleotides long. It is a transcript of the gene inhbab, whose product is annotated as inhibin subunit beta Ab. Bases 615 to 1820 code for a protein of 401 amino acids. Gene Ontology annotation, cellular component: extracellular region. Gene Ontology annotation, biological process: BMP signaling pathway; SMAD protein signal transduction. Gene Ontology annotation, molecular function: growth factor activity; cytokine activity. Lineage: Eukaryota; Metazoa; Chordata; Actinopteri; Istiophoriformes; Xiphiidae. The transcript is spliced from 2 exons. The record is from RefSeq and is a predicted model, not a curated record.